Paraglomus occultum is the source of this 438-nucleotide messenger RNA. Lineage: Eukaryota; Fungi; Glomeromycota; Glomeromycetes; Paraglomerales; Paraglomeraceae. The record is from the annotation of a GenBank genome assembly.
ACGACUAAUAACGCCCCCGGUCGACGACGUGCAAAAAAAAAGAAUUGCAUGACUAAAAUGACGAAAAAGAGAAAGGUCAGCACGACCUCAGCUCAUUCUUACGAAACACGAAGCACAACCCGACAACCACCUGUCUCCAGGGAUAUGUCUGACGUCCAACCACUUGUUCCACUUCAGGAAUCUAAAAGCUUAUCCUCUGCUGUGGCAAGACCUUCCAUCAAUCAGGUUAACCAAUGGUGCAUUGAUGAGGUCAUCCAGUAUCUGCAAGGCAUUUAUCCUAAUAUCAGUGAGAAGACAGUCAGAAUCUUGGAAGAAAAUGAGGUUGAUGGAUACACAUUUCUUAAUCUUACGAAGGAGGAACUUGUGAACUACCCUUACAACAUGGCAGGUGGACCAGCAUUUAGAAUCAGUAAACAUGUCCAAGAAUUCAAAGUGUAA